This is a messenger RNA of Vespula pensylvanica (western yellowjacket), 1592 nucleotides long. It is a transcript of the gene GXIVsPLA2, whose product is annotated as group XIIA secretory phospholipase A2. The transcript is spliced from 3 exons. Lineage: Eukaryota; Metazoa; Arthropoda; Insecta; Hymenoptera; Vespidae. Gene Ontology annotation, cellular component: extracellular region. Gene Ontology annotation, molecular function: calcium ion binding; A2-type glycerophospholipase activity. The record is from RefSeq and is a predicted model, not a curated record. The coding region runs from base 304 to 930 and encodes 208 amino acids. Gene Ontology annotation, biological process: lipid catabolic process; arachidonate secretion; phospholipid metabolic process.
UUAUAAAAAUAAAAAUAAAUAAUUUAUUUGAAUCAUAGAAAGUAACAAUAAAAUGAACUAAUUACACGUCAUUAAGAUAAUGUUAAUUAUACAUAUUGAUUACAUGCAUACACAAAUGCAAUUUCGCUCAUACGAGACACGUAUGUCCGACGCGUAUGAUAUUCAACGGUUUACGGGUCUCCAAUCACCACGUGUCUACAAAUGUAGAUUUCACUUAGAUGAGCCAAUUCACCUAAAAAUAUCCCUAAAUACAUAUAUCGAACAAACUGUGUAUCCAUCAAAUUUUUUAACGAGCAAACGACGAUGGACUUCUCACAAUAUCGGAAAAUAUUGGUUUACGUUUUGACAUUUCUCGCUUACGCGUGGUCCGGUUAUGGUGCUGGAUUAUUGGGAAAUUUACGAGAUGCUGUGUUAACGGCCGAAUCGGUGUUUCAAGAUUUAUUUGAAAAUGCCAUAACCGUAGCGAAAAAAAUCAAGGAUAUACAUGAGGUAUUCGAUGCCGCUGUUGAAGAAAAUUGUGUUUUCUAUUGUCCCGGAGGAGUUACACCAAAAGCGGAUUGGAAUCACAAACCACAGAGUAACGGAUGCGGCUCGUUGGGAAUAGAGAUAAACCAAGAGUAUCUGCCUUUAGCAGAAAUGACAAAGUGUUGCGAUCAACACGACAUCUGUUAUGACACAUGCAAUUCGGACAAAGAAAAGUGCGAUUUAGAAUUUAAAAGAUGUCUGUACAAAUACUGCGACGGAUAUCAAAGCUCUGGAAUAACGAUUGUCAAUACCUGCAAAGCAGCUGCAAAAAUGCUAUUCACGGGUACUACGGCCCUAGGAUGUAAGAGCUAUAUGGAUGCUCAAAAAGAAGCUUGCUAUUGCGGAGAUAAAUGGAGUAAAAAUAAAAAACCUAAAAAGGCUGCACAAGCCGGUGGGGAAUUGUAAUUUAGUUAUUUGUAAUUAGCGUUUCUCCUUAUGUAAUUUACUUAUUUAAAAUUUGCGUCGUCUCUAUGUUCCCUUACCUCUGUAUAUAAUCCAUUAUCGAGAGUAUAUAAAAUAUUUUGUAUUUAAAACAAAAACAUUAAUAUAUCGUUACGUUACAUAGAUGUACACAAAAGUUUAAAUAUAUUUUCUCCUUUUUUUUUUUUUUUUUCAUAUUCAAAUUUGUACGACUAAUUUUCGAAAGUCCUUAUUGGUCGACCUCGACAUCGUCCUAUUGCCCAUCUAUUUAUUUUCGUUUACAAAACAAAUGAAAAUAUUUUAAUAAUAAAUAUGAAUGUUAUAUCGCAAUGAAAUUCGAGUAAUUCUGUAGAAUUUAAAUUCUCAAGUAAUGCAAUGUAUGGUUACAAUACGGUCGCAUAAAGUACGGAAAUAACGUGGAGAAUGGGAAAUAAAAACUCCACGCAGCCAUGUAAAACACAAAACGACCAAAAAGCAAACGUCAAAGACAGGUAAGAUAUUUAUUUCGUUUUUUUCAUUGUCCUCGCGACGAUAAGGUUAAUUUAAUAAAUGUCGGUCACUAUGAUUACCGAUACGUUUCGCGUUAUAUCGACGAUCUUUCCUUUCCAUCGAAUUAUUAAAAUGGUAAUGAUAAUCGACUAAAUAAA